This is a messenger RNA of Henningerozyma blattae CBS 6284, 3126 nucleotides long. It is a transcript of the gene POL5, whose product is annotated as DNA-directed DNA polymerase. The transcript has a single exon. Gene Ontology annotation, cellular component: nucleolus. Gene Ontology annotation, biological process: regulation of DNA-templated transcription. The coding region runs from base 1 to 3126 and encodes 1041 amino acids. The record is from RefSeq and is a predicted model, not a curated record. Gene Ontology annotation, molecular function: rDNA binding; transcription factor binding. Lineage: Eukaryota; Fungi; Ascomycota; Saccharomycetes; Saccharomycetales; Saccharomycetaceae.
AUGCAGGUAGUAAACCGAGAUGUAUUCUACAGACUGGCUUCGGAUCUGGAAGAAGAGAGACUUCAAUCGGUUGUAUUGUUAGUAAAAGAAUUAGAUGAACUAAAGGCAAACAAUUCCGAUGAAAAUAGAGAACUAGUAGUGAAAGAGUGGAAUUAUGUGGUUAAUAGACUAAUAAAUGGUCUUGCAUCUAACAGGAAGGGUGCUCGUUUAGGCUUUUCCUUAUGCUUGACCGAAGUAUUAAAUUUGGCUCUUUCACAAAAGUGGAAAAAUAUAUUACCUCCUAAUUUGACAGAUAUUUCUUCAUUUCUUCACCUAAUCUCAGAUACACUAUCUAUUCCAUCUUCAAAACAGGGAGAGCCCAGGAAAUUGUUAAAGGGUAAAGACGAAAGAGGCUUGCUAUUUGGAAAAUUAUUUGCUCUUCAAUCUCUGUUAAAUGAUCCAAUAUUUGGAAAAAUUUUCAAUAAAGAUAACAAAGCUAUUCUUUUUGAAUUUAUUUACGAAUUAAUUGCUUUAUCGAACUUGAAAAACUGGAUCAAAGAGCCAACUCUUUUCACUUUGUUUAACUUUAUUCAAAAAAUUAUCGAAUUUUUAGAUCGCAGUGACAUAGUACAAUUAUUAAAUAUUUUGGCUUCAAAUAACUUAACUUUAACUAAUGAAGGCCUAUCAAUUUAUAUAUAUUUGAUUUAUACAAAUCCACAUAUUUCACCUGAAGAUAUUCAAAUCGAUAAUAAUAAUAAUAAUACAUGGAAGAAUAAUGAUCCUUUCUUAAAGAGCAAUAUAGUAUUGCUUUCAAAAGUUCUAUUGAAUACCUCUGCUGCAUCUCAAUCAGAAAAACAUACAAGUAAUGCUAACUGGACUCCAAGAUUGCAUUAUGUCUGGGAUGUUAUUUUACCUAUUUUGUUAAAUCCUAAAUCUUCCGAUAAAUUAUUAAAUAAAAACGGUAAUAAAAGAAGAAAGGUUUCAAGAGAUCGUAUAAAGUUUAACGAAUUUUGGAGACAAGUUAUUGAUGAAUCAUUUUUUAAUGAAAAAGCCUCUCAUGAACGAAAAUAUUUAGGUUUCUUAAUCAUUCAAAAGACUUUUCCUUUACUUAAUACUGCGAAUGACAUUGAGUCCAUUUUCACCUCAAAUCUAAUCAGGUCAAUUAUUAAUCAAAUGAACGAUUCUAAAAGGUAUUUGAAUAAAAUAUCACACAAAACGAUUGAUCAAAUAGUUAGUCAAUGCCAAUCGAAUUCAGAAUUAAGAUUAAUUCCUGUAUUAAAUGGUUUUCUUUUCAAAGAAGAAAAUUCUAGUUCUAUUAAUUUUGAUAAAUUAACAAAAACUAAGACAAUUUCUAGGCUAAUUAAUUUACAAGAUCUAUCUACGGACACUCUUUCAAAAUUAUUUUUUCUUUUUACUUCUAAACUUGAUUCAUUUACUACCACAACUGAAUUACAAUUUUUAUUAGAUUCUAUUUUACAUAUUAUAAGAUCUCAUAAAUCACAAAUUAUAGUUUCACAUAAAUUUUUGGAUCCAGUUUUAGAACCAAUAAUAUUGUUAACAUUUUUUAAAGAAACUGCCGACGUUUCAAUUUCUAAUAUUCUAAAAGAUCGUUUGAUUUCCAUAUUAAAUGAUCUUACGACAGUUGGUGAAAAUUCUUCAAGUAUACAAUAUUUAACACUUAAUUUGAUUGUUAAUUUAAAUGAGGAUCCUAAAAAUGUUUUGAAUUUUAAAUUCGACGACAGCUUGUUAGAAGUUAAAGAUAGUGCCAUAACUACUCUGAAGCGUGCAAUCGAACAUUCCAAGAGAGAUUCAAGAUUAAAAUCUUUAGUGUCAUUAUUAUCAUUAUCAGUAAUUCAAUUAUAUUUGGCAGAUAUUGACUCAAUUGCAACAAUUCAAGACUUAUGUGAUUUUUAUGACCGUUAUAAAUCAAAUACCAUAAUGAAAAAUGACAAAAACCGGCCAUCUUUAGGAAUUAUUGAAAUCUUAUUGGCAUUAUUUGCCCAAAAAAAAUCAAUUUUAAAAAAAUUAGGGUUAGCCAUGUGGGAAAGUUUCAUUGAUUUAAUUGAGUUGAAUGAAUUUGAUGAAAUAUUUGAUGUUUUAUUAACAAGAGAAAAUAAGGAAGGGUUUGCUAGAUUAUUUGAAGGUGAUGAUGAAUAUGAAGAAAUCGACUCUCAUGAUGAUGAGGAAAAGGAUGAAGAUAAGAAUAUAGACGAUAUUAGUACAGAAAAUAGUGAUGAUGACAAUAGUAGUGAUGAAGAGAAUGAUAGUAUCGUUGAAUCUAAUGAUGAUAUAAACAGAAUUGACAAAGAAGCUACAAGUGCUCUUGCAAAGGCUUUGAAACUACCUGAUAAUAUCAUUAAUGAUAAGGGUGAAGUAGAUCUUGGUAAAUUAGAAGAUAUUUCUGAUAAUGAAGUUCAUUUCUCUUCUUCUGAUGACGAUGCUGAUAUGUCUGAUGAAUCAAUGGAUGAUGAACAAAUGAUGGAACUCGAUGGGCAAUUGUCACAAAUUUUCUCUCGCAGAAAAGAAGCUCUUUCAAAUAUACAGACUGGCAAUAAAAGAAAGUUGGAUGUCAAGGAAUCUCGUGAAAAUGUGAUUGCCUUUAAACAUCGUAUUGUAGAUAUGAUAGAAGUUUAUUUAAAGCAUAUUGAAAUUAUUACAAAAUCAAGUGAAAAUAUUGAGAGAACUUACUUUAAUAAAAUUUUGAAUUCCAUUCCUUUAAUUAUUAAAUCGUUAUUGCUAUGCAUCCAACAAACAUUGGACAGAAAUCUUGCAGAAAAGAUUUCUAAAUUAUUAAAAAACAAAUUAUUCAAAAUCAAGCUUGUUGAAUUUAAAGAUUGUGGGGAUUUGACUUCAGAAAAUAUAUUGGAAUGGAUAUCUACAUUGCACACUGAGUGUAUUCUGGUUAAAAAAUCUGGCCAAUAUCAACCGCUGUACUUCAAAUUAUGCUCUGGCUCAUCUUUAUUCUACUGUAGAAUAUUUGCAGAAACAUCAACAAACGCGGAUCUAUAUGAUUCGCUGAUUGAUUUAUACGGUCAAACUACUAAGACUUGGUUCAAAAACUCAGAAAUGAAAAUUCCUACAACCAUAUUUUCUGACUUCCACAACUGGCUAUCAUCAAAGCGGAGUGUUACCACUUCCAGCAAGUAA